Molecule: messenger RNA, 1798 nt
Organism: Vanrija pseudolonga
Lineage: Eukaryota; Fungi; Basidiomycota; Tremellomycetes; Trichosporonales; Trichosporonaceae
Product: Glutathione hydrolase-like YwrD proenzyme
Exons: 13
Coding region: 47-1798 (583 amino acids)
Source: RefSeq, a predicted model, not a curated record
UCCCUCUCACCUACUAUCGAACAGGCUUACAGACAAGCCUUGCACUAUGCCGCUAGACUACUCCAAACUCAACCCGGCCAACGACACGCACUUUGCGCCGUUCGCGAGCCGCCGCUCGACGGUCUACUCGACAAAGGGCAUGGUCGCGACGUCGCAGCCGCUGGCCGCGCAGGCGGGCCUCGAGAUCCUCAACAAGGGUGGAAAUGCGGCCGACGCUGCCGUCGCCACUGCUGCCGCCCUCAACGUCACUGAGCCGACGUGUACCGGCAUCGGCGGGGACCUCUUUUGCUUGUUCUACGAUGCUAAGAGCAAGACGGUGCGGGGUAUUAAUGCCUCGGGGCGCGCACCUAAGGCUCUGACCCUUGAGUAUCUCCGUGGUCAGGGAGUGACAGGUGACACAAUCCCCCUCGACAACCUCAACUCGGUCACAGUCCCCGGCGCCGCCGCCGGCUGGGAGCUCACGGUCAAGGAGUUCGGCUCGGGCAAGCUCACCCUCGCCGAGGUGCUCAAGCCAGCAAUCCGUCUCGCGAAGGACGGCGUGCCGAGCCACGAGAUCAACUCGCGACAGUGGGCCGGCGGCGAGAAGCUCGUCAAGAAGACGAGUCCUAACUGGCGGGAGAUGAUGCUUCCUGAUGGAACUCCGCCCAAGCAGUCCAACAUCAUGAAGCACCCCGAGCUUGCGCGGACGUUUGAGGCGAUCGCGGAGCACGGCGCCAAGGGCUUCUACACGGGACGCAUUGCCGAAGAGAUCGUCAAGCUCAUCCAGUCAGCCGGUGGCGUCAUGACACUUGAGGACCUGGCAGAGCACACCGCCGAGGUGGUCGAGCCGAUCAAGUACGACUUUAAGGCGACUGCAGACGACCCGGGACUUACACUGUGGGAGUGCCCACCAAACGGCCAGGGCCUGACCGCCCUCCUCGCCCUCGGCAUCAUUGAGGCCGUCGAGCGGGUCCACGGCGUCGACGUCCUCACCCUCGAGCACAACAGCACGGAGUACCUGCAUGUUCUCAUCGAGGCCUUACGUCUCGCAUUCGCUGAUACUCAGUACUACGUUACUGAUCCUGCUUUCGCCUAUGUUCCUGUCAAGGAGCUCCUGAGCAAGGAAUACCUCGACAAGCGUGCUACCUUGAUCGACUUGACAAAGUCGGGCAACCCGAAGCACGGCUACCCCGUCAGCUCGUCCGACACCGUUUACUUGACAACGGCAGACAAGGAGGGAAACGCCUGCUCGUUCAUUGCGUCGAACUACGCCGGCUUCGGCACUGGUGCCAUUCCCGCCGGGUGCGGCUUCACGCUCCAGAACCGCGGCUCCGGCUUCGUCCUCCGUGAAGGCCACCCAAACAACGUCGCGGGUGGCAAGCGCCCCUACCACACCAUCAUCCCAGCGAUGGUGACGCACGGCGAUGAGCUAGUGCUCAGCUACGGCGUGAUGGGCGGGUUCAUGCAGCCGCAGGGACAUGUGCAGGUGCUGUUGAACCUCCUGAGGGGGUACACGCCCCAGUCAUCCCUCGACGCGCCGAGGUUCUGUAUCUCUGCUGGCCUACCAGACGCCGGGACUGCGAACGCUGCCGCGGCAGGUGAUGUCAACUCAGAGAUCUGGAUCGAGGAGGGCGUCGCGCCUGAGGUCAUUGACGCACUGCGAGCCCUCGGUCACGACAUCAAGCUCGCCACUGGUUACACCCGCCGCAUUGCAGGCAAGGGACAGGUCAUCUUGGCUGUGCGGGAUCCGUCUGGCGCCAACGUCUGGGCUGGUGGCUCGGAUCUGCGCGGCGACGGUGCGGCAGUUGGACAGAUCUAG